Drosophila grimshawi is the source of this 917-nucleotide messenger RNA. Its product is annotated as farnesol dehydrogenase. The record is from RefSeq and is a predicted model, not a curated record. The coding region runs from base 13 to 765 and encodes 250 amino acids. Lineage: Eukaryota; Metazoa; Arthropoda; Insecta; Diptera; Drosophilidae. The transcript is spliced from 2 exons.
AAGCAAGACAGCAUGGAUCGGUGGCAGAAUCGCGUCGCCGUUGUAACCGGAGCCAGUUCUGGGAUUGGUUCGGCCAUUGCGGUGGAUCUGGUGAAUGCUGGACUAGUUGUCGUGGGAUUGGCACGUCGCGUUGAACGUAUUGAAGAGCUGCAGAAAUCGUUGCCAGCUACACGUCGAGAGAAGCUAAUUGCGCUCCACUGCGAUGUGGGCAAUGAGAGUUCGGUUAAGGAGGCCUUCGAUACUAUUGAAAAGCAACUGGGCGGCAUCGAUAUCCUGGUGAAUAAUGCCGGCGUUGCGAUCCCCGGCCAACUGGUGGACAUGCCAACCGCCACGAUCCAGACAGUUGUGCAGACAAAUAUAAUGGGCAUCGUCAAUUGCACACAGCGCGCCUUUCGCUCGAUGAAGCAACGCAAUUUCGAUGGUCAUAUUAUCCUUAUCAACAGCAUUCUGGGCCACAAACUGUUUUCUCCUAUGGGGACUAAUGCACCCAAUGUGAACAUCUAUGCGCCCAGCAAACAUGCGGUCACCGCUCUAACUGAAAUGUAUCGCCAGGAAUUCAUGGGUCUGGGAACGCGCAUUAAAAUCACGAGCAUUAGUCCGGGUGUUGUAGAUACGGAAAUUCUACCGGAUAGCUUCCGUGAGGCUGUUGGAAAAACAAUGCUAAGACCCCAGGAUAUUUCCCAGGCCGUAAUGUUUACCCUUUCGACUCCUCCACAUAUGCAAGUGCACGAGAUGAUAAUUAAGCCAGUCGGCGAGAUGUUCUAAACUUUAUUAUCUUUUUGGUGUUUCGUUGUUGUUAUAAAUAUAAGAACACCUUUAAAAGUUCUUAAGCACAUGUUUCACUAAAAAACCAAAGGAUACAAUGGUGUUUUUUUCUGAUGUAAGCAUUUUAAUAUAACUGUAGCUCCAGUUGCGAU